This is a messenger RNA of Centruroides sculpturatus (bark scorpion), 3419 nucleotides long. RefSeq names its product oocyte zinc finger protein XlCOF6-like. Gene Ontology annotation, biological process: regulation of transcription by RNA polymerase II. Bases 524 to 2680 code for a protein of 718 amino acids. Gene Ontology annotation, molecular function: RNA polymerase II transcription regulatory region sequence-specific DNA binding; DNA-binding transcription factor activity, RNA polymerase II-specific. Lineage: Eukaryota; Metazoa; Arthropoda; Arachnida; Scorpiones; Buthidae. The record is from RefSeq and is a predicted model, not a curated record. Gene Ontology annotation, cellular component: nucleus. The transcript is spliced from 5 exons.
AGUAGUUUUAUUUAUUUACUUGAUAAAUUUUUCUGAUUUUUAACUUUUUUAAAAAUUUUAUCUUUUAAUUAUAUGAGAGUUAACAUUAAACUAUCAGGCUGCGUAGUCAGUGGCAAAUCUACAUAGAGUCUAAUAGGACUCCAGUCCUAGGCCUCCAGGUACAAAUAAAAUGAAAUUGUUAUCAUAAAUUUUAAUACGUUUUUAUUAAUAUUUCAUAAAUAAAUAUAUCUCAACUCUGGUGUUUAUGUUAUUAAAGAUGAAUUUUAAACCCCAGUUAAAAAAUUCUUGACUGUUAACCGUAUAAUAGAUAUUAUAUCUGCAAGUAUCACAAGUGCUGUUGACGCGUUAUCACUGGAAUCUCUUCCGUUAACCUUGAAAGUACAUCCCCUUGUUUACUGUUACAACGGGAACAAUAAUCACGACUUUACUCGUCUUUGCUCUAAAUUUUGAAUGACCAUUUAUUAAUUAACUAUAAUUAAUUCUCAUAUUGAAUACAGAUUGUUGGCAUUCGAGAAUAUCGUAAAUGGAGAAAAUGAAGAUAAAAGAAGAGUUAGAAACGAAUUAUUCGGACUUUACAAUUGAACGAAACGAAGAAAAAUUUGAAGUUGAUUUAAAAAAUUUCAAGAAAGAAUUUAACACAGAUGUGAAGUGUUAUAAAACAAUUAAAUCGGAACCUUUAGAGAUAAAUAGCAAAGAUAAACCAAUUUACACAAACGGAUCCACUAUUUGGAGUCAUUCUGGUUAUAAAAUCGAAAGAGAUAUCAAGAAAGAAGAAGUAAAAGAGAAUUAUGAUGUAAAACAUAUUAUAAAAUCAGAAUGUAAAGUUGUUUUGAAAAAAUUGAAGAUUGAAGUAAAGACUGAAGAUUGUAAAGAUGUUCAUGUUCCAGAUGAUAAUGAAGAGCCUGUCAACAAUGAAUACUUCACUCCGGAAAAAAACUCUAUCAGGAAUGAAAUAAACAUCCAAAUUGAGGAGGAAGAGCAGAUUCAAGAAUACGAUAUUCAGCACAAUUCAAGAAAACAAAAGCGUUUUAAAUAUAAUAGCAAAACAAAGAUAUACGUUCCUUCCAGAGGAAAAUGCAAUAAAAUUUAUGAUAAGAUUAAAAGGAAAUACUUCAAGGUUAUGUUUGCAUCUCAUUCUAAACAAGAAUUUACGUGUGAUUUAUGUAAACAGACUUUUACAAAUAAGAGAAUAUUACAAACACAUCUGUUCUGUCAUAUUGGGAAAAAACUAUUUCGCUGCACAUCCUGCAAUAAGAAGUUUUUGUGGCAAUUUCUUUUGCGAAGACACACGAAAGAACACAAAACUGAAAAUGAAAACGGAAACUCUCAUAGGAAUUUACGUAUGCAGCCAUCUGAAGAUCGAAUGAAGCCAUCUCCAACAGAUGGUAAAAAAUCUAAUAUUAAGCUGAAAAACGUGUUUUGUGACAUUUGUGGUAAGCGCGUUCGAUAUGGUAAAGGCCGUUUAGAAAGACACAAAAGAAUACACAGAGUUCAUGCCUGCAAUAUAUGUGGAAAAAAAUUUAGAUUGAACUGUUUAUUGUUGCAACAUGAACGAACACAUAGUGAAGAACGACCUUUCAAAUGCGAUAUUUGCAAUAAAAGUUUUAAACUCAAAGGUUAUUUAAAAAAUCAUCAGAAAACUCAUAACGAUGAACGUAAUUAUACUUGUCAGAUGUGUAUCAAAAGUUUUAAAACAAAAAAACAUUUGCAAGCUCAUAAAAUAGUUCAUAGCAAUCAAUUUAACCAUACUUGUCAGGUAUGUAACAAAAGUUUUAAACUCCGUUUUAAUUUAAAACAGCAUACUCGUAUACACAGCAACGAAUACAAAUAUUCUUGUGAUAUAUGUAACAAAUAUUUUAAAAAGAAACAGUAUUUGACAAAGCAUAAACUUAUUCAUAGUAAAUAUUCUAAUAUAAAGCGGGAGUAUUGCGACAUUUGUGGUAAGCGCGUUCCAUAUGGUAAGGGCCGUUUAGAAAUACACAAGAGAAUACACAAAGUACAGGUAUAUGCCUGUAAGAUAUGUGGAAAAGAAUUUAAGAGGAAAGGUGGGUUAUUGCAGCAUGAAGCAACGCAUAGUGAAGACCGUCCUUUCAAAUGUGAUAUUUGCAAUAAGAGUUAUAAACAGAAAGACAGUUUAAAAAUACAUCUCAUAACUCACAGUGACGAACGUAACUAUUCUUGUCAGGUAUGUAACAAAUAUUUUAAAACAAAAAAAUGUAUGAUAGCUCAUAAAAUAGUCCAUAGCAAUCAAUAUAACUAUACUUGUCAUGUAUGUAACAAAAGUUUUAAACGCAGUGCUACUUUAAAACAGCAUAUUGAUAUACACAGCAACGAAUACAAAUAUUCUUGUGAUAUAUGUAACAAAUGCUUUAAAAUAAAAAGCCGUUUGGCACGUCAUAAAUUACUUCAUAGUAAUCAAUUUGACCAUACUUGUCAGGUAUGUAAUAAAAGUUUUAAAUGCAGUUCUAGUUUAAAAACGCAUAUUCGUACAUACAGCAAUAAGUGCAAAUGUUUUUGUCGUAUAUGUAAGAAAUAUUUUAAGACAAAACAUUCUUUGAAACAGCACAACAUUAUUAUUCAUAGCGAUAGAAAAAAGUAUGUUUGUGACAUAUGUAAAAAAGUUUACUCCAGUACAGCUGCCUUAACCACACAUCUUCGUAUUAAACAUGAAAAUAGGUGAUUUUACUCGUGAAAAAUUACCUAUAAUAUUUGAAAAUUGAAGAAUAUCCUGAGUUAACAUUGAACAAUGAACAUAUGUAUUUUUGCUAUAUCUGUUGGAAUCUAUUUAAGACUGAAUCCACGCUAAAAGAAGAUUGGAAAAUUCACAUUGAAAAAUGUAAUAUUUGUAAUAAAGAAUUUAAAAGUAAAACCACUUUAAUUAAUCAUCAGAAAAUUGAUUAAGACAUAAAACCGUUUCGUUGUGAGAAUUUCAAUAGACAUUUUACCGACAAACAUGUAUUAAAAUUUCACAAAGAAAACAAUCUUCGUUACGUUCGUGAAGUAUGUAACAAAGAAUGUUAUUUUAUAAGUCGUUUAUUGAGCCAUCAACUCGUUCAUCAGAAUUAAGCAUAUUUUUGGAGAAAUUGUAAAAGCAGAUUAAAAACAGAAACUAAACUGAAAUUACAUUAAUAGAUGUACUAGAAGAUAUAGAACAAUACGGACUUCUCCUUACUUUUAUUAUUAAUUUUAAGUAUAACGUGUAUUAAACAUACUUAAUAUAAUGAUCUCAAAGUCUUUAGUAUAAAGGGAAAUAAAUGUAAUGUGUGUGUAAUCUUUGAAGAAAGAUGUCAAGACUGUAAUUAAGUAUUUCUGGCAAAUAAUAAAUAAUUUGUGGAAAUUUACUCAGGAUAAAAAAAUUUUGUUUAAUGUUAAUCUAAUGUAUAAUUAAUGUAUUAAUAGUAAUAAAAUAUUUUAAUAAG